Molecule: messenger RNA, 1032 nt
Organism: Lodderomyces oxycetoniae
Lineage: Eukaryota; Fungi; Ascomycota; Pichiomycetes; Serinales; Debaryomycetaceae
Gene: MRPS9
Product: mitochondrial 37S ribosomal protein uS9m
Exons: 1
Coding region: 1-1032 (343 amino acids)
Biological process (GO): translation
Cellular component (GO): ribosome; mitochondrial small ribosomal subunit
Molecular function (GO): structural constituent of ribosome; RNA binding
Source: RefSeq, a predicted model, not a curated record
AUGGUUUCCGGACUUGUCUGCAGGUUAAAUGGAUUAAGCCUACGUAGUUUGCGAUUUUUAUCUAGAUCAGCAUUUUGUUGCAACGAGACUAUAUUAUCUAGUGCUACUACCGUAACGACCGAUUCAGCCACCGCUACAUUUGAUGAACAGGUUCCACGAAGAUUGAACCUCGACGACCUUAGUAAUAACAAAUACAAUAAUGGCAAUAAUGAUAGUCGUGCUUAUCAGAGGUACUCUUACUCGGCGCCUCGGCAAGUUACAGAGAAUCUAAGUAUUCCUGAAAUAAACAGAAUACGGAUUAUACCCACGUUGAUGACUUUUUAUGGAGGUAAUCCUAUACAUGAGGAGAAUAUGAAUAGAGCAAAAUACUUGUUACGAAAAUAUCAGAAUUUGCCAACUUCUCAAUUAACAAGCGAAGAGUUGUCGAGUAAGAAAUUUAUUGGAUUUGAGUCGUACAAAGAGCGUACUCAAUCAGGAACUAGAGUGAGGAAGAACCAUUAUAGAGAGUUGAUCACAUAUUUAAACAAAUUGAGAACAAUAGAUGAUCAAUUGAUGCCCCAGGAAGUUAUCGAAUUUUUGAAUGGUUACUAUUCCACCCUGGCUAAUAAGAUGUCCACCAAAAAGAAAUUCAAAGAGUUGGAUGAAUUUGGAAGAUCGCACACAAAAGCAAAGAGGAAAGCAUCUCGAGCAAGAGCGUACCUUGUUCGAGGUGAAGGAAACGUUAUUGUUAACGGCAAGAAUUUGGUUGAAUAUUUUCCAAAUGUAUACUCUAGGAAAAACAUAGCUUAUCCUUUCCAAGUUGUGGAUCAAGAAGGAAAAUAUAACGUGUUUGCAGAAGUUAGCGGUGGUGGGUAUACGGGCCAAAGUGAGGCUCUAAUGUACGCUAUUGCAAAGGGUUUAGUUGUUUUCAAUCCAUUGUUGAAACCAAGAUUAUCCAAAGCUGGGUUGAUGACUAGUGACUCGAGAGUAGUAGAGAGAAAGAAACCAGGUAAAUUGAAGUCGAGAAAAUCACCAACCUGGGUCAAACGUUGA